UCAUUCAAUCAUCCACUUUCUCUCAUAUCCAUUUCUCUCUCUCUCUCUCUCUCAUUAUUCCCAACAAUAUUCCUUUUUCCUCAGUCCGUCCAUUUUUACCGACGAAAACCAAAACACAAAGAUCAAAUCUUUCACCGGAAAACCAACCCAAACCCUUCAUCUUCUUCAACCCAGAUCCAAAGAUCCCUCCUUGCUUCAGUUCCCGUCGAUAUCUCGCAAGCGAUAGAUUUCUUAUCCGACUUUAAAUGUUGCCAUUCAUUCUUUUUCCCACCCAGAAAUCUUUCCCUUUUCUUUUUUUUGAAAAUUAAAUCUUCACAUUCAUGAUUUCACCCCCAAAUUUUUGUUCUUUGGGCUCCACUUAUUAGUUGGUAUCUUUCAGAUGUUGCAAUCUUGCAUCAAUUUUGUAUCUUUGAGGGUGUUCGUUUGAGCAUUGUUCUUGGGUUUCAAUAAGGAUUUUGGGUUUUUUUUUUUGGGUGAGAUUUGAUGAGAUCUAAAGAUUGCCUGGCGAAAGUGGAGUCUUUAGUGGAAUAGGGGGCUUGGGUUGGAUCGGCGAUGAGGUAUUUGAGUUACCCAGAAGAGGUUUGGAUCAUAGUGUAGGGAGGAUUGGGUUGUAGUUUCAAGGAGUGAAGUGGGUUUCUGGGUUUGUUGUGUAGUGUUUGAUUGGGGAUUUAGAUCAUGGAGCAUGUUAUUGGAGGCAAGUUUAAGCUGGGGAGAAAGAUCGGCAGUGGAUCGUUUGGGGAGCUUUAUUUGGGGAUUAAUGUACAAACUGGAGAGGAGGUGGCUGUGAAGCUGGAACCCGUGAAGACAAAACACCCACAGCUUCACUAUGAGUCAAAGUUGUACAUGCUUCUUCAAGGAGGAACGGGUGUACCCCAUCUUAAAUGGUUCGGAGUUGAGGGUGAAUAUAAUGUCAUGGUUAUUGACCUUCUUGGCCCAAGCCUAGAAGACUUGUUCAACUAUUGCAAUCGGAAGUUCACUUUGAAGACAGUUUUAAUGCUUGCAGAUCAAUUAAUAAACCGAGUGGAGUACAUGCACUCACGGGGAUUUCUUCACCGUGACAUAAAGCCUGACAACUUCUUAAUGGGUCUGGGGCGUAAAGCUAAUCAGGUGUAUAUCAUUGAUUAUGGCCUUGCAAAAAAGUAUAGAGAUCUUCAAACGCAUAAGCACAUACCAUAUAGGGAAAAUAAGAAUCUGACAGGAACGGCUCGCUAUGCAAGUGUUAACACUCACCUUGGUGUUGAGCAAAGCAGGAGAGAUGAUCUGGAAUCUCUUGGUUAUGUGCUUAUGUAUUUUCUGAGGGGAAGCCUUCCCUGGCAGGGCUUGAAAGCAGGAACCAAAAAGCAGAAAUAUGACAAGAUCAGUGAAAAGAAGAUGCUUACUCCAAUUGAGGUUCUGUGUAAAUCAUAUCCAUCAGAAUUCACAUCUUACUUCCAUUAUUGUCGCUCAUUACGCUUUGAAGAUAAACCAGAUUAUUCAUACCUGAAGAGACUUUUCAGGGACCUUUUCAUUCGGGAAGGUUAUCAAUUUGACUAUGUAUUUGAUUGGACAAUACUGAAGUAUCCACAAAUUGGCUCCAGUUCCAGAACACGACAGGCAAGUGCAAAACCAGCUUUGAACCCUGGACCGUCUGCAGAAAGAACAGAAAGGCCUUCAGUGGGACAAGAUUUUCGAGAUAGAUUCUCAGGUGCAGUUGAAGCAUUUUCUAGAAGGAAUGGUUCACAUGGUGAUAACUCCAGACAUAGAUCAACUGAUGAUGCGCCAUCAUCCAAAGAUGUGCAACCUGAUUCAGAAAGAAUCCGGAGUUCAUCUAGAAAUGGCAGCACCUCAAAGAGGCCUGUCAUAUCAAGCAGUAGGCCAAGCUCCUCUGGUGAGCCUAGCGAGAGCCGGUCAAGCCGGCUGGUCUCAAGCAGUGGUCGCCUGUCAACCACCCAAAGGACACCUGGGUAUGAAUCAAAAGUGUCUUAUACUCGUACUUCAGCUUCUAGAGGCGGUCGUGAUGAUGCACUUAGGAGCUUUGAGCUUCUUUCUAUCGGUACGGGGAAGAGGAAAUAAAGUCUGAUCUAUCUACUGAUAAAAUUCCCGCCUCAAGGUUCCUUUUGUAGUAUCUAUCCAAGAUGUCAGCACUAUAAUGGUUUUACUACAGUUGCUCUGUAUAUGUGUAUCCAUUGUUGGGUUCUUUCAUAGUUGAAAAGCUCAGUGAAGUUUCUGCUUAGAACGACCCAUCAUUUACCACCUCCAUGGAUUCUUGCCAUUAUAACGCCUCGGUGACUCACCCAAGAAAGAGAUUAACCAUCUCACUUCAGGGAGUUGUUUAUAUAUUUGAGAUACUGGUAGCUGUAAUAAGUACGGCUUCGUGAUAUUUUUCCAGGGAAAUAAAAACUUCUAUUAAUCUUA
Molecule: messenger RNA, 2394 nt
Organism: Rosa rugosa (rugosa rose)
Lineage: Eukaryota; Viridiplantae; Streptophyta; Magnoliopsida; Rosales; Rosaceae
Product: casein kinase 1-like protein 10
Exons: 14
Coding region: 676-2052 (458 amino acids)
Biological process (GO): signal transduction; peptidyl-serine phosphorylation; endocytosis
Cellular component (GO): nucleus; cytoplasm
Molecular function (GO): protein serine/threonine kinase activity; ATP binding
Source: RefSeq, a predicted model, not a curated record